Molecule: messenger RNA, 2583 nt
Organism: Pygocentrus nattereri (red-bellied piranha)
Lineage: Eukaryota; Metazoa; Chordata; Actinopteri; Characiformes; Serrasalmidae
Product: gap junction alpha-3 protein-like
Exons: 2
Coding region: 680-1738 (352 amino acids)
Biological process (GO): cell communication
Cellular component (GO): connexin complex
Source: RefSeq, a predicted model, not a curated record
GUAUGAGUAUGUCUUCAAAUUUUUUCCUAAUGCCAUGUACCAUAGGGUGCACUUACAGCUGUUUCACAUUUUGCAGAUUAAGAAAAAAGCAAAAUAAAAGGGCAUGGAAUAAAUUUUUGAUAUAAUCUACCACACAGCCACGGUGUUGUGAAGCACUGCCAUAGUUACGAUUUUCAUCAGUGCCUACAGGGCCUGAAUGUCUGUGCACUUCCAAGUCAACUCUCUUGUGAUAGGAGAGACCCUAAUGCUAUAUUUAGCCUUGCCCUUGGGUCACUUUGCAGUCGUCUCAUUGGCUGCUCGCCCUGUCACUUCAAGAAAUGAGCAAGUGGUGGGCCUGAUAGUUUACAUUAGAGAGUGUGCCCUGUACCAAAAUUAACCCCAGGGAGACAGAGGAGGGAGGGGGGUCAAAAGAAGACUCUCUGGCAGUGCUUUCAACAGGUCUGGAUUGCGUGACCCAACAACACUCUGUGCUUUGGAUAAGAAAAACGUAAUUGACUUAUUGUGAUCAGGGCCGUGACCACAGACAGUCUGGAUUUCAUUCCCAUUCAAGGACAUUGCUUUAACAUGGGCCUGAGUCUGGGGCCUGUGUGAGUAACCCGCAUGGGUCCAUGCUUACGGCUUCAGUGCCACUGCUGGAGAUGUAUUCGCUGACAAGAAUCAGUCCAAAGCACAAGCUGCAAUGGGAGACUGGGGCUUGCUGGGAAAGCUACUUGAGAGUGCCCAAGAGCACUCCACAGUGAUUGGCAAGGUGUGGCUGACUGUCCUCUUCAUCUUCCGUAUCCUGGUGCUGGGCACGGCUGCCGAGAAAGUGUGGGGAGAUGAGCAGUCUGGCUUCACCUGUGACACCAAACAACCUGGUUGCCAGAAUGUUUGCUAUGACAAGACUUUCCCUAUCUCCCACACCCGCUUCUGGGUACUUCAGAUCAUAUUCGUGUCCACACCCACACUUAUCUACCUGGGUCACAUCCUGCACCUGGUUCGGAUGGAAGAGAAACACAAGCAGAAAGAGAAGGAACUCUCACAGCAGGGGGACAACCAGCCCCUCAUUGGUGAAGCCAAAGCCAAGAAGCCCUCAGUACGUGAUGAUCAAGGCCACAUUCGCCUACAGGGGGAUAUUCUGCGCACUUAUGUCUUUAACAUCGUUUUCAAGACCUUGUUUGAGGUAGGCUUUAUAGUCGCACAAUAUUUCCUGUACGGAUUUGAACUCAAACCUCUCUACGUAUGUGAUCGGCCACCCUGCCCCAAUCCUGUGAACUGCUACAUCUCCAGACCCACAGAGAAGACUAUUUUCAUUAUCUUCAUGCUAGCUGUAGCAUGCUUCUCGCUUCUUCUUAACCUAGUGGAAAUAUAUCACUUGGGUUUCACCAAGUGCCGUCAAAGCAUCGGUUACAGAAAGGAUGAACUGCCAUCUGAGACAUCUUCCAAGGCGCCGAGUGAUGCAGCUGAUCCAUUUGUGCCACCUUAUAACUAUUUCCACCAAUCUUCUUAUCAACCUGCCCCAGGAUAUGUUCCACGCAUUGGUGAUCCAGACUCCUUUCUUCCGUAUAACACCAAAGCAGUCUGCAAGCAGAACAAGGACAACUUUGCUGUUGAGAGAAAUGGUAAGCCAGAGGAAUUUGACCUGAAAAUAAAGAAAGGCUCAGGUUCACCUCCUGGGUCACCGGGGGCUCAACAGAGCAGGUCCAGCCGAGCUGGCAAGUUCAGCAACAAAACCAGGAUAGAUGAUCUGAAGAUCUGAUAUUGAUUUUGAAAAUGCUGAAAUAUUCAAAAGAAUCUUUUUGCUUUAAACCAUGGCUUUUGAAGCUUUCAUAAUAGAACAUUAGAAAGUCCUGAUGUAAUUGUUAAAUUUCAUUCAUUAGCACAAACAUUUUUUUACAGCUUCCACUUAUGCCAAAAUGAACUACAAGAUGCUGUUAACACUAAAUCCCAUUUUGCGAGUUCAGACCAUGCCUUCAACUUGUUGUGGUAGUGUUAGGGAUGAUUUAAGGAAUUGAGAGAACUCAAAACUUGGCCUGGAGUUCUGGGCGGCUUCUGCCUGGAGCUAGAAGGCCGGACCCUGCUACUUAUGUGGUACGACCGAUAUAGGACUGAGGAACAGACAAGAGAUAGGGUGGUGGUGGGGACUGUGAAAGCUUUGUCAUGAGAAACAGAAAGUAGAGAUGACAAUUCGUAGGGCAUUUACACUGGAAGGUGGAAGGCUUUCAGGCAUGGCCCUCCUCCCAAACUUUAGUUAUUUCAUAACUGCUUUUAAAAGUCCAGUAGAGGACCAUAUGCAAUGGAAAUUUUCAUUUUUGUUAUAGUACAUGACUUAAAAAAGCCUUUUACCAUCAUUAAAAUGUCUGACAAACUUUUUAUUGAUGUUAUACUGUGUCUAUUUACACUAAUCUCAAUUAUUUCUAUUAUCUGCAUCAACUUCUAUACAGUUAUUAAGAUUUCUAGUGUCAUUAUAUGAAUUGAAAUAAGCAUUUACACUUCUGGUUUAUUAUCAGUAUGCCCCAAAGGACCUUGGCACAUGUAAAGUUACAGUACAUAUCAGGUGGCACAUGGAAUAAGGGACAAAAUAAAUAACACCCAUCCAGAAAA